Messenger RNA from Coniosporium apollinis CBS 100218, 1047 nucleotides. RefSeq lists its product as uncharacterized. The coding region runs from base 1 to 1047 and encodes 348 amino acids. Lineage: Eukaryota; Fungi; Ascomycota; Dothideomycetes. The record is from RefSeq and is a predicted model, not a curated record. Gene Ontology annotation, molecular function: protein binding. The transcript has a single exon.
AUGGACCAGACAUCGAUGAGCACAGCGCAACGCGAAGCGCUCACCUAUCCGCACAUAGAAGCCAACACGCUUGACGAUCAAGGUCUUGCGCGUCGUUGCCCGCUGGAUAAUGGCCGGCAUGAAGGUACCCCUGCGUUCCAUCUUGGAGAUCUGGACAAGCUCCCUCUAGAACUCCUCAGCAAGACACUCGUCCAAACCGACCUACGAUCUCUGACCGAUCUCCGGCGCGUCAACCGAAGAGCCAUGGAAGUCGUGGACUCGAUCAUGCAGUACCAGGUGAUCGUGGCUCACGCGCCCGACUCACUUCGCGGCAUCCUCGCUAUCGGAACCGGGCAGUGGAUCACGUGCCAGAAGCUGUACGACCAGCUAUGCACCGCCGACUGCGACCAUUGCGGUGCCUUUGGCGGAUACCUCUAUCUCGGCACCUGCAAGCGCGUAUGCUUUUUCUGUUUCUCGCAGGUGCCGGACUACCUUCCACUGCCGCUUUCCGACGCCCUCCAGCGCUUUGGGUUAGGUCGCAGGAUACCAAAAUCUGUACCUCGUCUCAGGAGCAUACCUGGAUGCUACACGCGGGACGAGACGGUCCUGCGCACACGCCUUACCCUCGUCGACUCUGAGUCCGCCCGCCAGGCCGGGAUCGCACUGCAUGGGUCCGUCAGUGCGAUGGAGCAGCACGCUUCUGAGAUGGCAUCUAAGAGACGUCGUGCAUACGCGGCAAAGCGGGAGCUGAAAGCAGAAGGAGCGUUGAUACCAACCCCACGUCGACCACGCCCUACAAAGGCUUACGACGAGCGUGAGGCGGACCCGAGACGCUUCCUGGCGGUCGUUCGCGCGCCCUGGUUAGAUCUACGCACGAGAUCGCUGGAGUGGGGCUUUCAUUGUCUCGGUUGUCUGUACAUGGAUGACCCUUGGCAGUGGGCGGCAAAAUUCACGGCGGAGACGUUUCAGAGCCAUUUCGAGGAAUGCGGGAAGAUGAUGGAGAUGAUGGGUGACAGCCCUUUGCGUCGGCAGUACGUUGGCUGGCUGGAGUACAUGGGCCUGUUGUAG